CGAUCAAAAUGUUUCCGGAUUUCCCCCGAGGUUGGGAAACUUUGACAGCGGACUCGAAACCAAAUUUAAGAGCCAUCUUUAAUUCUGUGUUCAUAAGAUAUUACAAAAUGGAUUAGGUUCGCGAUACAAAUGCGCAGAAGUGUUGACUCUAGCUUUCCGGAUGCUACAGACGUCAUCGAAUGAGAAACAAGAUCUUAUUCAAAUAGAAGAAUAAACCUCCGUGAGUCCUGAAGGCUUCGCCAAACACAAGUGAGGCGCGAUUAAAAGAACAGUUCGCCACGAAGCGAGGACGAAGAACAAGCGGGUCAGUUCGGCGAUGAUGAACAUGUCAGAUAAUUACAGUUGGAGCGCUCACGUUAACACGACUUUGAACACGUCCCUUGAAUACAACGAUGUGAGGUGUGAAGUACAUCCAACAGCCAAGAAUCUCGCCCUUGCAGUUAUACUUUCCCUCAUCUGUACCAUGACGUUUGUGGGUAAUGCUGGCAUCAUUUUGACUGUUGCUACCUUUCGAAGUCUUCACAGCGUUACGUACUUUCUCCUCGUAUCGCUAGCCCUUGCUGAUAUUCUGGUCUCAAUGUUUUCCAUGCCUUUUCGUAUCCACCAGACUCUGCGUAAUGGUCAGUGGUGCUUGAAUCUUUCAGCGUGUGCCUUUUGGAUCUGGACAGACUCGUUUGCUUGCUGUGCGUCUAUAACAAACUUAGCAGCCAUCGGAGUGGAGAGGUUCCUGGCCAUCAAAGCACCAUUACGAUAUAGAAGUCUAAUGGAUCAAAAGACAGGUCUCAAGCUAAUGGGUUUUAUAUGGCUGUAUGCCCUGAUCUGGGCUUCACUGGGGAACUUAAACUGGAGUAAUCCACACCUGGACGUGUUUAACACUAACCGCGGCUGUGGAAAGUACGACCCAUUGUACUACACCGUCGUAGCUACACUUGCUUUCUUUCUCCCCUUAGCAGUCGUCAUUGUAGCUUACACCUACUUGACUAGAGUAGCGCUUUUUCAUGCUAGAGCCUUACAAAACCUUGUGUCUCCCGAGUACAGUCGAAUGCGAGGAGGAUCUUCUGUUCAAAGCGAUCGUACCUUACGUCUUAUACGUGAGAUCAAAGCGACAAAGAUGAUGGCUGUAGUGGUGGGAGCCUUUUUCAUCUGCUGGUUUCCUUUCUUCGUUGUAUUGUUGAAGAAUCUGUGGUCACCUUCACCGCCAGUUCAUCCAGUUUUAGCUGAAUUCAUCAGGGUGUUGGUUGUCAUUAUCUUACCCAACUUAAACAGCGCACUCAACCCUCUGAUUUACAUGAAAUUCACUAGAGAACUCAGAAAGGCGUUCUUGCGCCUCGUUAACCAACUAUUUCAUCCCUUUUGUUGUGCAAAACAUCACCGUAGAAAACAAGAAUGUGAAGAAAAGGGAAACAGCACGAUUAUGAAACCACGCGGCCAGAACAAGUCAGAAGUGACAGGCAAAAUAUGACAAGAUAUGACCUUUACAAUAAUACACUAUAACAAUCCUUUAUUGAACUAGUUAUACUAACUAACUGGUUCAACUUGCCUAACUGGUGAUUUAUAAAUUCAAGGUCCCUUAAGUGCUGCAUGUGCCACUGACCUCCAUAGACACUUUGAAGCAAACUUAGAGUUUGUAAAAUGCCCACGCAUGACUACCAUAGUUUAGUAAUCUAUCAUGUAUUAACUAAAACAUUGUGAGGGCCACUCUGUGCCGAAAUAACAAAUAGUAAGACGGCCGAGAGUUCAGUUGUAGGUUCUUUUCGCGGGAAGAUAAUAUCUCAUACAACCGAGCAUAAGGCCUUGUGGUGGAAGGGUAGGGGAGGGGGAUAAUCAGAUUAGCAAGGCAACAGAGCACAACCAUCAUGAUCAACAAAAGGACAGCCUUCUUACAAGAAAAGGGCGCCAAAUCAAUUGCAAAUGCGCUCAGAAUAUCUUACUCUUCCGGAGUAGAUUUGACUAGAUUUGAUACUUGACACGAGACGGCCAGACUCGGUUUGCUUGAGUACGAUAAGAGGAUCAUCAUUCAAGAUAUUCCUCAUGAAAAACAAGCUAAUCAAUAUGUGUGUUUAGUUUUGAGGUAUGUGUCGUUCUUGGCCGCUCGAAGCACACAAUUAUGUUAUUAUAAUAUUUUUAAAAACUUCCAUAUGUCCUACAUUUGCCUCAAAGGCAUAUCGUGAUGUUCAUUGUCCCGCCCUCACCUCAGGUGGGUGAUGCUAGCGUCAGUUGACUCAAUACCGAGCAAAUACAUUAGUUUUUAGAACAAGUUAUGUCGUCUUCUUGAGCCGUCUAACAUUAGCUCGAACAAUUAAUUGUAGUGGAUCUUAUUCGAUGACAUUGACAGAUUAAGAUGGCCACAGCUAUUAACAGUAUAUAACAGAAUACAAUAAAAUAUCGUAGAUAGAUGAUAAACUUUCUAUAUGAAAUUAGAAUAAUGCUGGUUCAUUAGGAGUAGGCGUGUCCUGUCAAUCUAUUAGAUAUACAAGCCCCAGAGGCCAUCUGAUCCAGGUUGUACCACUAAUACUAGACAGUGUUCUGGCUUGACUGUCAUUAGUAUUAGACCAUAACAUAGAAUCCUCUGAAUAAAGGAAGUAACUGCUCA
Molecule: messenger RNA, 2593 nt
Organism: Actinia tenebrosa (Australian red waratah sea anemone)
Lineage: Eukaryota; Metazoa; Cnidaria; Anthozoa; Actiniaria; Actiniidae
Product: alpha-1A adrenergic receptor
Biological process (GO): G protein-coupled receptor signaling pathway, coupled to cyclic nucleotide second messenger; chemical synaptic transmission
Cellular component (GO): plasma membrane; dendrite
Molecular function (GO): G protein-coupled serotonin receptor activity; neurotransmitter receptor activity
Source: RefSeq, a predicted model, not a curated record